Numida meleagris (helmeted guineafowl) is the source of this 1431-nucleotide messenger RNA. It is a transcript of the gene TMOD1, whose product is annotated as tropomodulin 1. Gene Ontology annotation, molecular function: tropomyosin binding. The transcript is spliced from 10 exons. Gene Ontology annotation, cellular component: myofibril; striated muscle thin filament. NCBI's taxonomy places the organism in Eukaryota, Metazoa, Chordata, Aves, Galliformes, Numididae. Gene Ontology annotation, biological process: muscle contraction; myofibril assembly; pointed-end actin filament capping. The record is from RefSeq and is a predicted model, not a curated record. The coding region runs from base 101 to 1180 and encodes 359 amino acids.
GGGACGGGCUCCGCGCGGAGCGGGAGGCGAAGGCGGCUCCGCAGGCGGCGCCCCGGGUCCUGCUUCGGCACCGGAGUGAGAUUCGCCAGACUGCUCUAAGAUGUCUUACAGAAAGGAGCUAGAGAAAUACCGGGACCUGGAUGAAGACAAGAUCCUUGGAGCCCUGACGGAGGAGGAGCUCAGGAAGUUGGAGAAUGAACUGGAAGAGCUGGACCCUGAUAAUGCAUUGCUGCCGGCAGGGCUCCGACAGAGAGAUCAGACACAAAAGCCUCCAACCGGCCCGUUCAAAAGGGAAGAGCUCAUGGCCCACCUAGAGCAGCAGGCAAAAGACAUUAAAGACAGAGAAGACUUGGUCCCUUUCACUGGCGAAAAGAGAGGAAAAGCUUGGAUCCCCAAGCAGAAGCCGAUGGAUCCUGUUCUGGAAAGUGUGACUCUGGAGCCGGAGCUGGAGGAAGCCCUUGCUAAUGCCUCUGAUGCAGAGCUCUGUGACAUUGCUGCCAUCCUUGGCAUGCACACCUUGAUGAGUAACCAGCAGUACUACGAGGCACUGGGCAGCAGCACCAUCGUGAACAAAGAAGGACUUAACAGUGUGAUUAAGCCCACAAAGUACAAACCAGUUCCUGAUGAGGAGCCAAACUCAACGGACGUGGAAGAAACUCUGAAACGAAUACAGAACAAUGACCCUGAUCUUGAGGAAGUCAACCUUAACAAUAUCAUGAAUAUUCCCAUACCAACUUUAAAAGCCUGUGCUGAAGCGCUGAAGACUAACACCUACGUGAAGAAGUUCAGUGUAGUUGGAACGAGGAGCAAUGACCCCGUUGCUUUUGCACUGGCGGAAAUGCUGAAGGUCAAUAACACGCUGAAGAGCCUGAAUGUGGAGUCAAACUUUAUCUCUGGGUCUGGCAUCCUGGCUCUUGUUGAAGCACUCCAGAGUAACACAUCCCUCAUAGAGCUCCGAAUCGACAACCAGAGCCAGCCUUUGGGCAACAACGUAGAAAUGGAAAUUGCCAACAUGCUGGAAAAAAACACCUCCCUGCUGAAGUUUGGGUACCACUUCACUCAGCAAGGCCCCCGGCUCCGCGCAUCCAAUGCCAUGAUGAAUAACAAUGACCUAGUCAGGAAGCGAAGACUCGCGGAGUUGAACGGGCCCAUUUUUCCCAAGUGCAGAACUGGAGUGUAGCUCCCAGCCAUGGAGGUCGUGCCCAGGGGGCCUGUGCUGCUGUGAAAACCUGAAGGCGAAAAAGUGCCUUGACAGAGCUAUUUGUGGUGCCUCGGUUCUGUUUCGUGCACUAACAGUUUAAAGUAACUAGUGGCUGUAGUUGAAGAUUUUUAUCCAGUAGGACUGUUGAUGUUUUCUGUAGAGCUGGAGACUAUUCAAGCCAGUAACCUGCCAGUGUUAUGCAACCCCAGUUGAGCGUACGACCCAGUGUA